Lampris incognitus (smalleye Pacific opah) is the source of this 4620-nucleotide messenger RNA. RefSeq names its product rho/rac guanine nucleotide exchange factor (GEF) 18b (gene arhgef18b). The coding region runs from base 40 to 4407 and encodes 1455 amino acids. Gene Ontology annotation, biological process: small GTPase-mediated signal transduction. The transcript is spliced from 30 exons. Gene Ontology annotation, molecular function: guanyl-nucleotide exchange factor activity. The record is from RefSeq and is a predicted model, not a curated record. Lineage: Eukaryota; Metazoa; Chordata; Actinopteri; Lampriformes; Lampridae.
AACACAGAAUCAGACAGCUUCCCUUUCCUGGUCCGAUCCAUGUCAACUUCUCGGAGACACAGCUGGGGCAUCCCAUUGUCCCCCAUUAGCCUGGGGAGGAGACUGAGUCUGGACACCACGGCCAUAGACAGUGAUGGAGAGAGAGAAGAUGACGAAGAGAGACAGAAGAGUCUCCUCCAGUCCACCCAUCAGCAGAUGUUCAGCAUCCCAGCAUACCCUGAGACGGAUCAAGGGGAAGAAUCUGAUGGUCCCAGCCAGAGAGUGUCCCCUUCUCUCAGUGCCAAGGACACUGUCAUGGAUUCGGGUAUGCCUGGCAAGCAGCUGUACUCCCGCUCAGAUAUCCUGGCCGCAGAUGAAUGUUCCCGUGCUGCACGCAUCUCCCGAGUUGUAGAGACAUCCAAACAAGCUGCCAGGACAGCAGGAGAGGUGCCGGACCCUGAAGAAAUGUUGCAUUCUGCUGAAGGACAGAGCCAUAUGUUGAAGGUACAGAAAGUUCUGCAGGAGCUAAAGCUGUACCAUGGAGCCAAGCAGAGGAACAACAGACCAGAGGCUAAGGAUUCAGGAAGUGUCACAUGGUACGAGUUCCUGGCUAAGGAGAAUGAGGAUGAAGAGGAUCGUGCAGAGAAAGUGGAGAAAGGCAGAAAGGUGAAGAGGACUCUCAGCUCGCUGAGGAACAGAGUGACUGGCUCCUUUAAUAAAGACAAGGGUAAGAACCGAGAAAAAGACCAGCAGAAAGAAAAGGGGAAGGAGAGGGAGAGGGAGAAAGAGAGGGAGCCCAAAGAGAAAGAGAAAGAGAAAGUGCGUCGCAGCAGCAGCAGCAGCAGCAGCGGGCAUCAUUUGGUGCCCGGUGCUUUCUCCAGCUGUGCUACCUGCUCACUGUGCAGCAAGAGCCUGCAGAAAAAGCACGGCCUGCAGUGCAUGAACUGUGCCGUGAACGUUCACAAGAGCUGCAGGACUCUGCUGGGUGAGUGCAGCAGCAACAAGCACAAGAAAGACUCAUUACCAAGGAUAUCAUCAUCAUCAUCAACUUCAGGAUCUCCCAACCUUGUGCUGAGAGAGCAGGACCGAGAGCAGGAUCACAGGAGCCCAGCCUCAGCCCAGGCUGGGGGCGGCCCCCGAGGUUUGCCUCGCGCCCCAGGCAUAACCCACCCUUUGCGGGGACCUAGCACUCAGCCUACUGCCGCCCACACCGCCAGCUCCAACAUAGCCACCUCAACCACCUCCUCCAGCCUUGGCCACACCCUCCCUCACAACAGCAGCUCAGGAUCCCUCCCCGGGGAGAUGGACGAGACAGACGCCCUCCGCUUCAAGCGUUUCAAUGACGAUGCCGUCUCCCUUGCCCCCUCCACCACAGAGUCCAUCAUUGUCGAAGAUGCACAUUACGCAGCGGUGCGUGCUGAUCUGGAGUCAGACGCCCAGGACCUGGAAGCAGAGUCAUGGAGUCUGGCAGUUGACCCACAGUUUGUUAAGAAACAUUCUAAAGAAAUGGUGAAGAGACAAGACGUGAUACACGAGCUGAUGCAGACAGAGAUGCACCAUGUCCGAACACUGAAAAUUAUGCUACGCGUGUACGUCCGAGAGCUAAAAGAGAAUCUCCAGAUGGACUCAGGCAGGCUGGACUGUCUGUUCCCACGCCUGGAGAACCUUCUGGAACUCCACACACAUUUCCUGUCCCGACUCAAAGAACGUAGGAGGGAGAACCUCCUCUCACCCAAUGACAGGAACUACUCUAUCCACAGGCUGGCGGAUAUACUAAUUGCACAGUUCUCAGGUGAGAUAGGAGAGAAGAUGAAGGAGAGCUAUGGCGAUUUCUGCAGCCACUACACCGAAGCUGUCAACUACUACAAAGAACUGUGGCAAAACAACAAGAAGUUCCAGAACCUCAUAAGGAAAACUAACAACCUGUCUAUCGUGAGAAGGCUAGGGGUGACGGAGUGUAUUCUCCUGGUGACCCAACGAAUAACCAAGUACCCGGUGCUCGUGGAGCGCAUUCUACAAAAUACUGAAGCGGGUACAGAGGAACACGAGGAGCUGACAUGGGCCCUGGGUCUGAUCAAAGGCACCAUCGUACAGGUGGACACGUUGGUCAACCUCCACGAGAAGGCUUCACGACUCCGAGACGUACACAACAAAAUGGAGCCAAAGGCACUGGGCAAAAUCAAAGAUGGCCGGGUGUUCCGCAGGGAGGACCUUGCACAGGGCAGGAGACGGCUGCUACACGACAGCACGGUCAACUGGAAAGCUGCCUCUGGCAGGCUCAAAGAUAUCCUUGCAGUGCUGCUGUCAGAUGUGCUACUCUUACUGCAGGAGAAGGAUCAGAGAUAUGUGUUUGCUACAGUGGACAACAAGCCAUCAGUGAUCUCUCUCCAGAAGCUGAUUGUCAGAGAGGUGGCUCAUGAAGAGAAGGCUAUGUUCCUCAUCUGUGCCUCCUCCAAUGAGCCGGAGAUGUACGAGAUCCACACCACCUCCAAGGAGGAGCGCAACACCUGGAUGACACAGAUACGGCAGGCUGUUGAGAGCUGCCCACAUACUGAAGAGAGGCUAUUCAGUGAGGAGGAAGAGGCACGAGCUGCCAGAUUCAAAGAGUUUCAAGAGCGACUGAGUCAGAAGGAUACAGUGAUUGCCCAGGCCUUGACUGAGAAGCUGCAGCUGUUUGCGGACAUGGCUGAGUCUGUGGCAGGUCUGGAGGACACAGCCUCCCGGUCCAGACUGCUGCUCCGUGGAGACGUCACCGACCUCCAGCAGGGGGAGACCUUGCUCAAAGGAGCCAUCACUGAGGUGGAGAACCUCCAGAACCUGCUGCAAUCUGGAGUCAUAGAAGAGUCUCCUGCUCCACGACCAGAGGAUGGGGGUGACUCUGGGCCUCUGCCCAGGAGGGCAGACACAUUCGGGGGCUACGACAGCAGCCCCAAGAAUGGCAGUUUGAAGAAGAAGAACUUUCCUGGCGAGGCCAGGAGCAGAGACAGGAGCCAGAGAGCGAGCUCUGACCCUCAGCUCAAAGACAUCUGUGGCAGCCACUCCCUGGAGCAGACGGUUGAUGAAAGCUGCUGCUCUCCCCCCGCCAGCUGGAACCGCAUCUGGUCCAACUCCUUCCCCGAGGCUGAGUUCUUUGACAGAGUGCUGAUGCUCUCCCAGAGGCUGUACAGCCUACAGGCCAUCAUAUCCCAACAGGAUAGUCAUAUUGAGCUCCAGCGGGCUUCACUGACAGAGCGGGCCUCUCUGCCUGGCCGCCACAGGGGCAACGUCCUCCUGGAGCAGGAGAAGCAGCGGACGCUGGCCCUCCAAAGAGAGGAACUGGCCAACUUCCACAAGCUGCAGUCCCAGCACCGGCAGGAUCAGCAGCGCUGGGAGAGGGAGAGGGAGAGGCACCGGCAGCAGGCAGAGGCAGCUGAGGAGAGGCUCCGACAGAGAGAAGAAGAGUGUAGACGGCAGGAGGAGCGUCUGACAGAGGAGAGAGAGGAGCUGGAGAGGCAGAGGGAGACUUACCAGCAGGACCUGGAGCGGCUGAGGGAGUCAACCAGAGCAGUGGAGAGAGAGAAGGAACGCCUGGAACACUUGAAGAAGAUCAAGAGGAAAACAAUCGAGGUGGCCCCAGGCAGUGUUAAUGGCGAGCUUCUGAAGUCCUCUGGUGUCAGUAGCAGCAGCCUCACCAGCUCAAGCAGCAUUGCUGACCUGCCCUUGCCUCCGAAGCCACUAGUGCGUGCCAGCAUGUCCGUUGCACCCGCUGACUACGCCGAGCGUCCCGAGGUGACAUUGCGUCGGGAUGCAAGCAGCGCCACCCUCCCUGUUAAGACUGAAGUGCCACUGCAUCUCAUCAGCACCACCAACCAGCAGCACAAGCCUGUGGGGGUGCAGCAGCAGAUCCCCACCAAGCUGGCUGCCCUCAGCCGGGGAAAAGAGAAGGCGGGCAAGGGCGGCAAGGCUUCUCAUCGCACCGACAGCACUGCAUCUGUGGAUAUGAAGCAAAUGCUGCCGUUGAAGCUUUCAGCUCGAGAAGACAACUCCCUAAAGAGCAAGCGCUCUGUCAGCCCCCAGCAACUGCACCCGCUGGCUGCCCCUCCUGCAUCCCACUCUCUACACCACCACUCAGAUCUAAUCAGUCCCCCUGAAAACAGUGGACCAGAUGGCCAGUCCUCCAUCGCCACCAUCACCAGUCACCCUCCCAGUGUCCAGAAGCCCCCGAUGCCCCCGAUGCCCCCGACCCAGCCCUACGCUCAGCCUCCUGUCCAGGCCCUUAACCCGCUUUGCUCCCAGAGCCCCAACUCCCUUCACUUCCAGCCCCAAGGCAUUUGUCCUAAGCCCCAGGUCCAGCCCCAGGUCCAUGGUCUCAGCCACAGCCACAGCAUGCCCCCUCCCUACAGAAUCACCACAGAGGAUCUCAACAAGGAAGACGUCAUCUUCUUUUAAACAGCCGUUCCGAUGUGCUACCCUCAGAUCAGCCGUUGACAGUGAAACAGGAUGCUAUUCUAAGCCUCUCCAAAGGUGCUCUACCCAUCAGCCGUUCGGCCCAUUCGCAAGGAGUCACUUGUCAGUGAUAGUGUGAGGAGGGGUUAUGUGUGGGUUUACUGUGAUGAUAAAAUGGCUCGCAAGAAUCUGUAAAGGGGGCUGAUGUGUCUUAGA